AUGAGAGAUGUCAAGCUCUUCUUUCAUCCGUAUAUCUCUUUUGGAAAGUUCAGGAAGGGAGAUAAGAAACGAAAGUUGAGGUUGAUGAACAGCUCUCGACCGACUUUCAUCUCUUUAAACAGAUUCGAAGCUAAGAAAAACGUUGCUUUAGCUAUUAAAUCAUUUGCCAAACUUCGAGAUGAUCAUCUUCUCUCAUCGGAUACAUUCAACUCGUUGCGAUUGGUGAUUGCUGUUGAUGAAGAGAUUCCAAGAUAUCUGAGGGAUAUAUUAGGUUUUUCAAUGAGUUGGGCUGAUAAUAAAGGAGGUUACGAUCCUUCUCUUUUUGAUAAUCGUGAAACGCUUGCUUCUUUGAAAACACUAUGCGAUAAUCUACGAUUGAAUUAUUCUGUUCUUUCUUCCGAUUCGACUUUCCAACCCAAUCUCUCAUCCAACUCAACCUCUCAACCCAAUCUUUCAUCCGACGCAACCUCUCGAACUAAUCCGAAUUCAUCCAACUCAACCUCUCAACCUAAUCCUCAAUCAUCCAAAUCUCAAAUAAUCUUCUUACUCAACUUUACGACCUCCCAACGAACUUACCUACUCAAUUCCCCAAAUACCUUGGCAUUAUUAUACACACCUUCCAACGAACAUUUCGGUAUUGUACCACUUGAAGCUAUGGCAUGUGGGGUACCUAUCAUCUGUGUGGAUUCCGGUGGACCUAAAGAGACUGUUAUCAAUUUAAACAUGUCUUUUUUCCCCAUCCAACUUUCCGGAACAUCCUCCAAAACACCUGUCAUGAACACAACCCUACAACUUGACUCAUUCGAAGAAUUGAAAGGUGAAGAUUCAGAACAUGAUAACGAUACCAUACGAACGGUUGAGGAUCCAGAUAGUUGGGAAGGUCAAACGAAAGUAUUACAAGAUGAAGCAAAAGGAAUGAUAGAUAACACCAAAAACACAAAAGGGGUAGUAGAUCAGAGAAAAAAGGAUAUAAAAGAUAUAGAGGGAGCUAAAAAUACAAGGAAGAGAGAAGAAGAAGAAGAAGAAGAAAGAGUAAAAGGAACAGGGUUUUUAAUACCACCCAAUCCUGAAAUCUGGUCAAAAGCUUUACUUUAUUUAAUAUCAUUAUCACCUUCAACCCGUACAUCUUUGAAAUAUUCAGCUAAAUCUCAUUCUAAACAAUUCGACAUUACCAUCCUAGGUGAAAAGUUGGAAAAAGUAUGUGAAGAAGUUAAAGAGAUGAAAGAUUUACAUGAUGAAUUAGGUGAUUGGUUGAUACGUUUUAGCGGUAGUAUGAUUUUAGUUUCUUUGAUUGGUUUAUGGGCGAUUUGGAGGAUAUAUGGGAUGAGUUGAUAUGUUUAUCGAUUAUUAUUAUUUUGUUUUCGUUUGACAAUCUGUUUGAUGUAUAUCAAUACAUCUUU
This is a messenger RNA of Tremella mesenterica DSM 1558, 1400 nucleotides long. RefSeq lists its product as uncharacterized. Lineage: Eukaryota; Fungi; Basidiomycota; Tremellomycetes; Tremellales; Tremellaceae. The coding region runs from base 1 to 1332 and encodes 443 amino acids. The transcript is spliced from 2 exons. Gene Ontology annotation, molecular function: alpha-1,3-mannosyltransferase activity; GDP-Man:Man(1)GlcNAc(2)-PP-Dol alpha-1,3-mannosyltransferase activity. The record is from RefSeq and is a predicted model, not a curated record.